GUUUGGGGAGGAGACUACCCGGUUAGGGGCUGUCUCUUGUCGCCAGUGUGUGGGGGCGGAUACUAUCCGGGGAGGGCCUGUGCUCCUGGGGGAGGCUGAGUGGGCGGCGCUCAGUUCCAGGCCUGAGUUCUGCUGUCAGGAAGUGGCUGUGCGCUCGGACCCGCCGGACGUUUGACUUUAGAAGGGACCGGAUUGUACCGAAGGGGGAGGUUCUGUAGUUGUGGCCGCUAGGGGAUUUGUUCAUCCCGGAUGGCUGUGUUGUACCAGUGGGGCGGCAGCAGGCCGGGCCUCUCCUGAGCCUUCCCUAGCGCUCCCCUGAGCCAGGGGGCAGCAGCUGGACCCCCAUGACGGGCUGAGCGGUGUCGGUCCCGCAGGGACUGUAGGAAGUGCGAGUCACCACCGGACUCCCCUCCCCUAACUUCUCCCCGAAGUAUCCCUUCUCCCCAGGGAGAGGAACCCGAGCUGCGCCAUGGCUGCCACCCCGGCCGCCAGCGGUUCCAACCCGAGGAAAUUCAGCGAGAAGAUCGCACUGCACAACCAGAAGCAGGCCGAGGAAACGCGCGCUUUCGACGAGCUCAUGUCAGAUCUGACUGUGUCCCGGGUCCAGUUCCAAAAGCUGCAACAGUUGCGACUUGCACAGUCUAGGGCUCAGUAUUAUGGCGGCUCUCUGCCAAAUGUCAACCAGAUCAGCAGCAGCCCGACCGAUUUCCAGCCUUCUUUUCACCCCACGGAUAAUAUACGAGGUAUGCGCCACCAUGGACUUGUGGAGAGAGUUUCCCGUAAUCGCCUUCACUCUUCUCAUCACAGACCCAUAGAGAAGCAUGGACGUCAAUGUGACAGCUCUCCAUAUGGAUCUGUGUAUCUCUCGCCCCCACCGGAUAAUAACUGGAGAAGGCAGCAGGCUCCCUGGAACGAAGAGAAACGGCCAGGAUUUAGACUUUUAUCUGCUCUCAACAGAACAAAUUCUGAUUCAGCCCUUCACACCAGCGCCUCAAGUACCAAAUCACAGGAUCCUUUUAUGGGAGGUGCCCAAGCUAUGCUGCGGGCCCCCAAACCCCCGCAAAGAAACACAAGUUUACAAGAUGGUGAAAUUGACAACUUUGGAGAAGUUUUCUCUUUCCCUAAUGCUAUGACGGAGGAGAACAUGCUGAAUGUCACAAAGCCACUGCCCAAGCAGAUAUGGGAAGCUCAAAAGGUCCAGUGCAUUACGUCCCGACCAAGGUCCUGUGAGGUGCCUAACAUCAAAGUUUUUCCUUCCUCUGAUUCAAAUGCAAGCCUGUCACAUUUUCAGGGGAGCCUUAAUACAGGAGGGUCACUGCCAGAUCUCACAAACUUGCAUUUCCCAUCCCCUCUGCCAACCCCUUUGGAUCCAGACGAUACAGCCUAUGCCAACAUUAGCGCUGAGAACAGCUCAGGCCUCCCUGCUGCCAUGACUCAUCUUGGCAUCAGCGGCUCGCCAGGUAUGCAGAACACUCGAAGUAACCCUUCCAUCCAGGCAACGAUGAACAAUAACUCUCUUGCUUCUAAUGUAAACAGCCAUACGCCCCCAGGCCGCAACAACCCAGCACUUCAUCCGUCUCUGCGUCUCUCCUCUCUCAGCAACCCUUCUCUUCCUACCUCUGCUCUUGGAACUUCCCCGAGACGCAGGCACACUCCUGUAAGCCCUCUGACUUUAACUCCAGGUAGUGAGUCUAACCGCAGCAUCAGCAACCAGUUCUCACCGACUAGUCCUAUGAACAUGCCACCAAAUUCACAGGGUGUUUCUAUGGACCGAAGUCCACUUUCUCUCCCACCCCUGGAGCCUCCACCACCUUAUCCCUUAUAUUCAGAUCAACCCCAACCUCAUCUUCAUCAUACACAGCAACAAAUGCAUGAAUCUCUGGACUCUCAAAACUAUCAGCCUCCUUCACCAGUACCCUGCCCACCCCUUGAUCUGAACCUGGCUAAUAGCUCUUUGAGUGGAUUCUUUGGAGAUUCUUUUUUUGAUCAGCAGCAACCUACAAAACAAGGGAAAUAUCUGUGGCAGCAGCAAGAACAGUAUGACAUGUUUGGAAGCCCAAGCAGCUCCCUUCCCAAUACUAAUGCAUUCUUUGAUCCGAAUAUGAAUCUCCAGUACUCUCAGGCAUCAUUAAUGGGUCUAGGAGGCAGCCAUGGAAGUCUACAGGAUUCUUUCCAUCUGCGGCCCAAUUACCUUUAUUCAAACUGCGGUGGGAGCGUCCCGAACAUUAUCCUUACAGAUGACUCAAGCAACAGUUUAUCAAAGGACAUUAGCAAUGCUGUUGCGGGGGUUUCUGAGCUGGGUUUUGAUGCCGACAAUACAUUUCAGUUGGAUGAUGAGCUGAAACUUGGACCUCUGAGCCUUGAUGGGCUCAGCAUGUUAAGUGACCCAGACAUGGUUCUGCCUGACCCCUCCAUAGAGGACAGUUUCCGUUCUGACAAGCUGUGAUCCGGACUCCAAGCACAGCACAGUCUGUGCUUACAGAGACAAAAGAGCCCGCCUGGGAAGCGGAAAGACUUGAACAUAUACCUUCACUAAUUUCACUUUUUUCGGUCCUUUGAAAACAGAAAUGUUGGCGUUUCCCAGUUGAAUUUACAUUUAUAUUUACUGGACAAGAAGUAGAAAAAAACCAAAAAUGUUAGACAAAGGUCUGGGGCAAUUUUUUUGUUUAAAGAAAGCCAGUAAUGGGUAUUUGUAGAGAACCACCUACAUUUCUCUGUGAAGCCAUGUUUUACAUUUUUUUAAGACUACGAUGUGCCAUUGCCUUACCCUUUUUAUCUUCAGAGACCUGCAACUGAUUAUGAACCAGUGCUCUGGAGCUUGUCUGGUAGUGAAGGAUUCAUGCCUACGGAUAUAUGUGACCUUGCAUCUUUUAAACUAAAUAAAUAGACAAAAAGGACAUCCACCAUUAGUUAUACAGACUUGGAAAAAGAUCAUUCUGUAUAUUACAUAGACUGAAACCACUGACCUCAUCCUUUGCUAAAUAGUAACUUAAUGACCAGGUUUGUGUGAACUUUGACAUGGAUUGCUGCCAACACUGAUAUGUGGCACGAACCCAUAGCAAAAUAACAACAUAAAAUGAAAACCUAACACGGUAGGUGUACAUACAAACAGUUAGUGCCUUAAUACAUGCCACUUUACAUCUGAAUGAAUCCCCAUAGUCCGAUAGGAUCAUUCUUUUUAUUAGAUAUUCAAGUUGUCUCCUUGGGAUCGUAACUGACUAAGCCUUCUUAACCAGCUCUUCUUAUGGGUUUGCACUUUUUUUUUUCCUACUUACGUUCACUUGUCUGGUGACACGCUGUGUAACAGGAGCGGUAUAUUUAAGGGCUACAUUUCUGGAAAUUCAGUUAAUAUAUCAUUGAGAGCACAGUUGUUGGUUUUUUUUUUUUUUUGUUUUUUUUUACCAGAACUUUUAAAAUACUAAACGUUGGUCUGUCUUGACUAAAUUACUAUGAAUUAAUCACCAGCCAGUUUCUUAUUAUCAUUAUUAUGCCUGUUUAUUUUUUUAAUAAUACAUUAUUUGGAUUUGCUCUAAAAGCAGUUAUAUUUUAAUCCCAAAACCUGACAUAACUUAAUCACACUGUGCAGUUUAGUCAGAAUACCUGCCAUAGGAAAUGUGCAUUAGCCCAAGGCUAACGGCUUCUGAGAAAUCCCCUUGUGUGCAGUAGUGCCUUGUCCCAGCAUCCCACAAACUUACAUACUUUCUGUGAACUUUUUACUGUCACACUGUGCAGUUGUUUUUGCUUGGAAAUUGCCCAGUGAUCUCCCCCAUUGCAAGGGAUUUACUUGUAGCUUGUGUAGCCAGUGGCAGUCCAUCUGAUAUUAUUUUCCAUUUUCCUACAUGUAUACUAAUUAGCAGGUUCUUAGUAGCCCUUUGGCUUUCAUGGAGUGGAGAAAUACAACAUUGCACUGGCUCUGUCUUGGUCAUUUAAUUGAAACUUUUGAGGAUCACAGACCUGUAUGAUGAAUUGUGUGUAAUUUUCUUCGCCCUGUUUGGUUAAAAAAAAAAAAAUGCUCAUUAAAAAUUCAGAUGUAUCUAACAUAGGGAUGUCGAACUGAAUCACCUCUUUAGUAGUCAUGAAGUACAGUUCCCAGUCUGGCAGGAAAUGUUCUAACAGUGCAGAGCUGCAGGAGAUACUGAACGAUACCCUGAAUGAACAGUCUGGAUGUAAUCAAAAUAACAGUUUAGCAGCUGCUUCAUUAUUGACAGACUGAUCCUGGCACCAAGGAGGGGCCUGACAGAAGAUUUGAGUGGUGGUUAGGAAUAAUUCAGCCUGCUAAGCAAUUUUAUUCAAGCUGAUGGCAUAUAGGGCAUAUUUCCUGACUGUUUUGAAGCCAGUGGAAAAGCACACAAAUCUGUCAUUGGCUAUAAUGGAAACUGACAGUCAAUGCUGGAUUUUAGUCCAAAACACUUAAAUGUGCAUUUACUGGCCUGUCACUGCAGUUAAAGCCAAUGACGAUUCUUCCCUUGCUGGAAACCCUCAGCUAGGCUACAACAAACACAUUAUGCCAUGCAAUACCUUUACAGUCUUGCCUUUAUAGGUAGGCAAAAAGUAUGUUCUGUCCCUAUUCAUUAAACUUGUGUUAAACAAGCAGGGGGAAAGCACCAGUUUAAUGACUAGUUAAAGUUUUAUCCCUUAUUUGCUAUAUCCAAAAUGUAUAUUUAUAAAAAAUGCAAUAACACACAAGGUUUUUGAGCAAUUAUAUUAUGAGGAUUAGCUCUAUGGGAAUGGUGCAAAACUCUUAUAAUGACCCUUCAUUCACUUGCAUGGCAACGCCCGGGAGCAUGGCUGCAGCAUUUCUAUUUGACAACUGCCUUACAACUCUGUGUACUUGCAGGCCCUGACCAUAUGUCUAAAUGAACGGGGAGGUAAUUUAGAGCUUUUUUCCCCCAUGGAGCUGAGAUAAGAUGCUUGAAAUCACAAGGACUAUUUUAUUAACAUUCUCCUACCAUGGAAGCUUCAACUCAUACUUCAACCAUACCCUAAUGGUUACAGAAAGGCAUUAAGGAGUCAGUGGUAAUGGCAGUUGUUAGUAGCCUGAGGGAGCAGUACCAACUCACCUCCCACUACCAGAAAUGGUUGAAACUUUGAAACUCUUGCAGUUGGUGUUUCCAACUAUCAUGCAGUGGGUGGGGCACAGUUUGGUACAUCAUUGUGUAUUGCUGAGCAUUUAUAAAAAUUGCUGUCCAUACUUAAAAAUAAGGUAUAUUUUUCUUUCAGAUAGAUAAUAGUACCGUAUGUGCACAUUCUAUAUAAUUCUUCAUUGUUUGUUUUUAUCAAUUCAUGGCUAGGGGGUGGUAUAUUAAUUAGGCAUAUUAAUUACCUGUAUCGUUAUUGCAGUCAAGUACCAUGCAGUGAUACAAAAUAGGUGGGUAUGCCUAAACCAAUACAAAGCAGGAUAGCCCCCAUAAGUGCAAAUAGUACUCUGAAUAAUACAUAGAGGAUACUUAUGGGCUUAUUUAUCAGUUUUUGAGUUAGUGAAUUUGAGUUUGUUUUUCUAAAUUGAAUAAACUCUCAUAUUGAAUGCUUGCUUAUUGAUUAAUAAGGAAAACUUGUCCAGAUAAAAAAAUCGAUUACCUCAACUUUUUGAGUUUACAAACUCAAAAAAAACCCUCAAAAAUCUUGAAUUGAAAAUAUGUCUUGACUUUGCCUGGGACAACUCCCAUUGACUUCUAUAGAAACUCACAAGCUUUCAGAUGGCAAAUCUUUACAGUAAUGUAAAAAAAACUUGAAUCAAACUCAAAUGUUGAUAAAUCUCCCCCUUAGGGUGUCCCAUUUAGUGAUAUAUAUAUUUUUUCCCUUUAAUAAAACACACAGUAGAAAACCACUUAGUACCCCACAACAGACUAAUAUGUGUGAAAAAGGAUGAAUGGUUCCCCUGGCAGGGAUCAGUGUGGCUCCCAGUGUGGGUAGCUACACUGGCAGUUAUCUGCCUGUCAGUAUGAAUGGACAUAUCUGCUAAUGCGCAGUCACAACUGGCCUUUGCCAUGUAACAUAGAAACGGCUAACAAAUUAACUAGAGUGACUGUUCCACAAAAUGUAAGGUUUUUUAAUGGCUGUCAGAGAAAUGUAAAAAAAAAUCUGUGUAUUUAUGUGCUCUCAGGCUUGUAAUAUUCUAUAGAUAAGGUUGUGAUUAUGCUGUUACCUGCUGCAGUCUUUUUUUUUAUUCGCUCCCCCCCCCCCCCAUAAUGCAGUUUCAGUCAGCCAGGUGUGGAUGCUCUCCAUUCAUCCUCUCCCUAUAACUCUAGUCACCCUUUCAGAAACACUGUGACAUUGGGCACAUCACUGGGACCCCUCCCUUCCUACAAUACAAGAGGAAGCUACUGGUCAUGAGUUGCUAAAAAGGGACAUGUAAACCUCCAUUUCUUUCCCAGAAUAAUGAUAGUCCUCCCUAUUUCUGUGUUUUGGUUCUCAAGUGCUGAAAUCAGUCUGUACACUUACAUGCACUUAUCAUGUGUUUUACAAAAAAUAAGAGAUGGUUUUUAUUGUAGAUUUUGUAUUGUAAUGAAGAUUAGUCUUUUAGUAUAUCAUAUGUAGUAAUUUAUCUCUGAAGUACAUUUCUAUGAAACAUUUAUAUAUGAUUUGUCCAAAAUGCAAAGAUGGAUUGAUCUAUUCAUCGUGUAAUGCAGCGACACAAACGUUAUUUAUGUUAUUUCCGUUUAUUUACUAGAAUGAUUAUGUUAUCUGGUUCUCUGGCAACAGGAUACAAAGUUGGGUGCUGGUGGUCGAUGCUAUAAGCCAAAGGCCGCAGGUGCCCAAGGUAUAAAAGGGCUGUUGGAGGGUUUGGUAAGGAAAAGUUUAGGGGACCUUGUGUGGUGGUUUUUUCAUAUCUCUUUUUUUCUAGCAAGCUGCCCUUGACAUUCUCUUCUGAUUGCUGUACCAGGUUGUUUUGGCUUCCUGAAACAAAUCAGAAUGUUUUGGACACUGCCCAAAGACCCGAAUGCAGUUAUCUUUAGGUCAAACUAUUCUGCAUCCACUUUUAUUGUAGUUCUCCUAUACCCAUGCAGUAGAAGCCAGCCAGUAACCAUUCCUGAAAUGGCUGGAUUGCAUGUACAGGACAAUGCUCUACCCAAUACAAAUACACAAUAACAGCUACAUAAUAGUUUUAUAAUGUGUCAUAGCUCUCUCCAUAACUGCAAUGGUUAAUAUCAAGCAUCUCUUACUUCAGCAAUAGACCUACAGAUGUUAUUGAACUACAGCUUCCAGUAUCCCACCCACAGCCAAGGCUACUGGGAGUUCUGGCCAACAACAUCUGCAGGCCCACUGUUUAUCUUUCACAUGCUGUCAUUGUAACUAGCAGGGGAACUUGGCUUUGCUUUGUCUAAAUAACACAAAUCAUAAAUGGUGUUUUACAUGGUACAUAGCUUUAGUGUCUGGAGCAGGCUGUUAUGCUUAGUCACAGUCGUACCAUCCGCUCUCCGCAUUCUCCCUAUAAGUGCCAAUGAUGCAUGGGUUACACACACUCAGCUUAUCCUAAUGUUUACCGUACAGCAGUUGAAAUAAAUACAUAACUCCUGGUAAUGGCCAGCAGCACUCAGCGCAUUUCUCUUGCAAAUGUUGCAGCUCAGAUCAACUCACCAAUGCCUUAAUGUGCCAUUAGCUUUGGGCCUCUCUGGAUAUAUGUAGCAUUUCAUUGGGAAUGACUACUUUUACCUUACAAGGAUCUCCCAUGAAUGCCCCCAUGGCCUUUAAGUGGCACCCUGGAAGCAGUGAGGGUUAUGAGGUGCAGGGUAGUGGCCAGUCAGUAGUCCAGACUAGUAGUCCAGGAGCAGGCGGCACUUGCCCAUCCUAUUCUGCCAAUAAUGUACCAGCCUCUUAAGUCUGCUUUGCUUUCUCACCAACCAACUUUUAUUUCCGGUUCCCCACUUACCUUUUGUUGUGAUUGUUUUCAAAUGUACAGUGGUAUUUAAGAUAUGCAGUUCAUGAACCUAGUUUUCUGUUUUGUAAUGCAUCAUUUUACACCUUUCAUAAUUAAAUUGCAGUAAAAUAAAAUUCUAUAUUUGCAUUAAGACCUGUGUUUGAUUUCAGCUUAUUUCAUGCACAGUUCUAUUUUUUCUUACAGUACUUCUGUAGGGAUUGUGAGGCAGCAGAUGUACAGGAACAGACAUGAUCAUCUUCCAGCCAUUUCUGUGCCAUGUGUGAAUGGAUCUAAUGGAUCAGCAGAGCUUCUUUUCCCCAGCAGCUCCAGUAAUGGAUUUGAUUGCUUCUCCAAUAGCUCCCUGUGCCAGGCUUCAUCCCAUGCCAAACUUAACCAGCUUCAAAUGUGUGACACUGUUUCUCCUUGGUUCAUUUAGUGCUUCUGAGUGUGAGUUAUUGUAUUUUGUGAAGAUUUUAAUUUCCUUUCCCAGCAUUUGAAAUUGUGUUACGUGGCUGCUAUGUGUGUUCUCAUACUGUAGCCUUGUGAAAUAUGAAUUUGUGUCACCUUCUGAAUAGUCCAUCGUUAACCUAGCAGAUGUCACAUCCAUACCACUAGCCAGCCUUAAAACAUUAUCUUCUGCGCUAAGAACAACCCUGAUAUUGCCACGAGAGAUGGAUGGUUCAUAUUAUUUCUUUAUAUAGCCAGUUAGGCACUGCCUUUUAGAACAAUGUGUCUGCUAUACUAGAGGAUGCUACCCUACAUUCUUCCUUGCUUCACCCUAUAUAUACUGAUAGCUCAUUGGGUUGGGUGAGGAUUGGGAGCAAGCAGGUUAAGAUUGAGUACGGUUGACUUUUUGUCAACCCAUACAUGAUUAACAAAGUACCUGGAAAAGGUAAUAAAAAGUAAAUACUUUUGCUCUGCUAUGGAUCUGCCCAGACCAGGGCCCACUGGGGUUAUUUCCUGUAUAUUGGCAGAUACGCAGAUACUAGAAACCUUGGCUGAUAUUAAGUAGUAAGUAAGAAUAUUAUAGUAUUACAACAUGUUGAUGUCCUCACUGGAGUUGGUAGUGGACAUCUGCAUUUGCAUUAACCUACAUGGCUACAGACUUUUUUUGUCCCACCCGCUAAAAUACUGCAAAGACAGAGAAACAGCUGAUUACAAGGAGGGGCUCCCACUCCAAUAAAGUUGCCUAUAACCUGAA
This is a messenger RNA of Xenopus tropicalis (tropical clawed frog), 9059 nucleotides long. RefSeq names its product CREB regulated transcription coactivator 3 (gene crtc3). Gene Ontology annotation, cellular component: cytoplasm; nucleus. Gene Ontology annotation, molecular function: cAMP response element binding protein binding. The transcript is spliced from 15 exons. Gene Ontology annotation, biological process: protein homotetramerization. The record is from RefSeq and is a predicted model, not a curated record. The coding region runs from base 470 to 2446 and encodes 658 amino acids. Lineage: Eukaryota; Metazoa; Chordata; Amphibia; Anura; Pipidae.